CAAGCCAAAGAAACUUUGCAGGCGUUUCUCAACCACAGAACGUGGCUAGUGGAUGUGCGUUAAGCAUGCCCAUACAAAAGAAUAAAACCAACACUGUUCCUUUUAAUGACCUUCCAAGAGUCUCAAUGGAAAACAUAAAUCUUCUCAAGAACCAAUGCGACAUGGUAUACAGUACUUCUUUGGUAUUACCUCUGGUACAGAACGAGAAAUUUAAGGCAGUAAAAACGAUAGCAAGUGGCAAUCAAACAAAAAUUGCUAACCUUCUUGUGAGCAGGCCUCCAUAUAUGUCUGUUGAACGAGAAGACUUUGAAAAAAAUGACGACCGGCUAAAGUUCAACAGACCUGAACAAGACACUACUUCUCUCACUGAAUUAACUCUUCCCGUAGUAUCAAGAGCUUCAAGAAGUGAUUGUGAAAUAUCUCUUUGUCAUUCUUUAGAUUUACCUCAGGAAUGUAAAAAUGAAUUUAUAGCCUCAAAAAAAGUAGUAGGUGAAAUAGUUAACCGUUCCUUGAGAAUACCUCCACAUCUAUCGAAUGAUGUAGAAGAUUUGAGAAAAGAGGCCUGCCGAGAGGGCAAAUCAACAAGUUUAGCGAGUACUAGUGGUCAAACAAAGAUCACGAGAAAAUCACAAGUUUUAAGCAAACGAGAUUUACAAAUUGUUUUUAGAUCAGUUAGAAGAGGUGGAACAAUUAGAUACGAAGAGGCUUCUGCUUUAAGAAAGCACAUUGUAGAAGAGAUGAAAAAGGCUAUGAAUAACUCAAGAACAGAACUUCGUUUUCGUAAAAGUGGUAUUGUAGAUCCUGGUUGGUUUUUAGUAACGGCCGAUGAUGAGAUAUCAAGAGAUUGGCUCCUCACUGAAUACCGUCCCUCUUCAAUAAAUGGAAUUUGUUUUUCAGCCUUUACACAGAAGGCUGCUCAAAGAAUUGUGAGAAUCGGUUUUGAGUUGAGAACUAGAGAUAUAAAUAUAACAAAGGUUAUCGAAUUAUUAAAAAUUCAAAAUCGUCAAUUAAAUAUCGAUAGCUGGCAGUUCUUACAGAAAGAAAGAAGCAAAAAAAGGUGUUUUCUCACGUUUGGAGUGGAUAAGGAAGACCUACGUAGAUUAGAGUCGGCUAAGUGGACGCUGUAUUACGAAUUAUUUACUUUGAAAGUUCGCAAGCUUUCAUCGUGAAACACAGAAAUUUUCUCGAAAUAUGGGGCUGACUUGCAAACAAUUUUUCGCAGUUCUUACCUCUCUGCAUUGAUGACAAAAAUGAUAAAAAUGUAAAUGAAAAUUCAUUAUCAUUCCAAUGUGAACAGUAUAGUAUCACUUUGUCAAAAUUUGAAGAUUCGUUUCAUAGCCAAACUUGUCAUUUGUACUUUGGAAAGAAAACAAAAAAAUUUUAAAAAACACAAAUUUUUCAAUUCUUCAUAACGG
This is a messenger RNA of Chrysoperla carnea, 1415 nucleotides long. RefSeq lists its product as uncharacterized. Bases 66 to 1169 code for a protein of 367 amino acids. NCBI's taxonomy places the organism in Eukaryota, Metazoa, Arthropoda, Insecta, Neuroptera, Chrysopidae. The transcript is spliced from 3 exons. The record is from RefSeq and is a predicted model, not a curated record.